CGCACCCCCAGAGUCUCGCCUGCUUCUGGGACGGGCGCUCAUCAGCUAUCUGACAAGACAGCUUCAGUGCUGCUGUGGACGACCUUCCAACUUGGAGAAGGAGCAGAGGGAGCCUAGGACGAAAGCGGCGCUGCCCCUUUGCGCUCUUCCGUAAUGCUGCAAGCUCCAGAGACUAUGCAGGCUUUGACGUCCGCACCGUGGGGUUUCACAAGUGGGGAUACAUCCCAGAAACUUCCAGCCGGGUCCCAGAGUUCAUUUGUCUCCCCACCGAAAGAUCUUCGUCUCUCAAUGGCAUUGGAGGAUUCGUUACGGAUUUCUGUCUCUGCUCUCGUGUUUGCUGCCUUCUGUGGACUGGGAAUACUGAUGCCUUUUUGUCAGCCACAAAAGCUUAGAAUUCGGGGGAUGGCCUGGCGAUGGCUCGGCAUCUAUGCAAAUGGACUAGUGUGCUUGGCUUCUCUGCUGGUCCUUGUGGCCCUCCUGCUCUGGAUUUACGACCAAGGACUCUCUGCUGCCCUCAUUCUGCCCAUCAUCCUCCUCGUCUAUGUGUUGAUGGUCACCUUGCUGUUAGUGGUCACUCUCAUAUUCCAGCUGGACAUCCUUCAUCAGGUCACAGACAAGGCAGGACAACGCCUGUUGAACUUCACCACCCCUGGAGGGAUGAUCUUGAUUGUUGUGACAUCCAGUCUGCUCAUAAAGCAGAUUUAUUUGCUCCAAGAGAAGGGGACUGCUGAGCCAGUUGACCUAACAGCUGUCAUAGCUGGAACAUCUGGGAUCUCUCUCCUUCCACUAGUAGUUAUCAAAGUGUUCUAUUGCAUGGAUCUAAGAAAGCAAGAAGUGGAAGAGCAAAUUUCGCGAAGGGAAAAAGGGAAGGAGAAUAUCUGAGACACAAUGAAACUGGGCCUCUUCUCCAGAACCUUCUUCUGUACUCCCUUGAAGACCAGAGGGGAGCAUGUGUGCUCAUGCCACGCUUGUCUUGUUGGACGUUCCAGGCUUUCCAUGUAGACUCCCACUCCAAUGCUUUCUAAAAUGCUUGGGCACUGUAGCUGGUCAAAACCAGCUGGGUGUUCAGAAUCCCACACAAGAACCAA
This is a messenger RNA of Eublepharis macularius, 1088 nucleotides long. RefSeq lists its product as uncharacterized. The record is from RefSeq and is a predicted model, not a curated record. NCBI's taxonomy places the organism in Eukaryota, Metazoa, Chordata, Lepidosauria, Squamata, Eublepharidae. The coding region runs from base 154 to 882 and encodes 242 amino acids. The transcript has 9 exons.